Molecule: messenger RNA, 276 nt
Organism: Sphaeroforma arctica JP610
Lineage: Eukaryota; Ichthyosporea; Ichthyophonida
Exons: 4
Coding region: 1-276 (91 amino acids)
Source: RefSeq, a predicted model, not a curated record
AUGAUCAAGUUGGUAAUUGAGGCAGAACCGCAGCAACACGCCGCUCGGGAGCCGAUCACUACAAGCAUCCAGGUGGCCCAACCAACGGCAGAGCAAUCACAAGCACAGCAGCAAAACCCCCUUAUGGUUGCUGACCCGAAGACGCUUUCAAAAGAAGAGAAAGAAAAACAGCUGCAGCUGUUAUUAGAAGACGAAGCUGCGAGCAAAGAUCCCAAAAUCGUACUCGCGGAGGCAAAUGAAAAUACUCUUGAACGCUUAAAAAUGCCGUCUUAUUAG